AAUUGAACGGGUGAAUAUUUUUGAGUGACCAUGGAUGAUGAUGUGCAAAUCUCUGCAGCAGCUUUUAUUAUUCUUUGCGACGCUAUAAAGAAAAAGCAACGCAAGAGAAGACGCUAUUGGAUGACGAAUUUAUUUAAAAGUCGCAAUAUUUAUAGUGGCAGCAACCUGUUGAACGAUUUAUCAUUGUCACGCACUGGACAGUUCAAAAAUUUUUGCCGUAUAUCUUGUGAAGAUUUUGAAUAUCUGAUACAUCUAAUUGGGCAUAAAAUAGCGAAGCAAGAAACUACAUUCAGACAACCCAUUCCUGUUAAAGAGAGACUGGCAGUUACUCUACGAUUCCUGGCAACUGGGGAUUCAUACACAAGUUUGAUGUACCUGUUCAAAAUUUCUAAACAGAGCAUAUCUACCAUAGUGACUGAAGUGUGCCAAGCUUUGUGUGACGCAUUGAAAGACUACGUAAAGAUGCCAUCUACUAUAGAAGAGUGGACACAAACUUCCAAAAUUUUCGAAGACGUGUGGCAUUUCCCUCAUUGCCUAGCGGCGUUAGAUGGGAAACAUAUUAUGUUACAAGCACCCAUACAGAGUGGAAGCGAAUAUUACAACUAUAAAUCAUUUCACAGUAUAGUACUACUUGCUUUGGUAGAUGGUCAAUACAAUUUUCUUUUUUGUGACGUUGGUGGUCAGGGUCGCAUUUCGGAUGGGGGAAUUUUUAAAAAUAGUUUAUUAUGGAGAAAAAUCGAAAAGAGAGAACUUCCCAUUCCGGAACCACGGAUUCUUCCUGGCCGACAGAAACGGAUUCCUUAUGUGUUUGUUGCUGACGAUGCUUUUGCCUUGCAUGACAACAUUAUGAAGCCUUAUUCAGGUUUACAUGACAAAGGUACACCAGAAAGAAUUUUCAAUUAUCGCUUGUCACGAGCACGAAGAAUUGUCGAAAACGCGUUUGGCAUAUUGUCCGCUGUUUUUAGGGUUUUGAGAAAACCACUAUUACUGGAGCCUGAGAAGGCACGGCUUGUUGUUUUAACCACUCUUUACUUGCAUAAUUUUUUAAGAAGCGGAAACUCAAAUCAAAUAUAUACUCCGCCUGGAACAUUUGAUAGCGAAGAGGAUGGUUUAUUAAUAGAAGGAACAUGGCGACGUGACGGUAAUCCUGAAAAUUCAUUCUUGCCUAUCAGAAGACUACCGCGAAAAUCUCCUCUAAAUGCACAACAAAUUCGGAACGAACUAGCGGAGUAUUUUUCGUCGAAUGGUGCUGUAUCAUUUCAAGAUAAAUAUGCUUAGGUAAAUGCUACUAUGUAAGUAGGCUGGAAAUAAAUAUAAUCUGAACUUACCGUUUCUGUAUUUAUUGAGCCCUUUACACUGUCCUUAUCCCACAAAAAUUUAAAGGCUUCGAAAGCAAACCAUUUGCUUAUAUAUAUUUCGUUUCUACCUGCAUAUGUAUACACAAUUAGCUAAAAUGGACAUCAAAAGAAAAUCAAAAUACUACCUUUCCCCGUGCCUGUAGAAUUCUUCAUUUUGGCCUUUUCUCUUCUCAUCGAUGACAGCAACGAUGCUACUUUCGCCUUUAUUACUUCAACGUCGCUUUCCAUUUCUGUUGCUAUGUUCUUCCAAGCAUCAUGUUUUUUAUUUCGUAAAUGGUAAUUACUGUUUUUCACGUCCCACAAUUCUGAUUUUGUUUCAUACAUGUUAAUUAAUUGCAGUGUUUUCUCCCGACUCCAUUCAAUUUCACUCAUUGUGUUGCAGGAAUGCGCACAACUACGUCCAAACUUCACUUAACUUUAAACGCGCGCUUAGCCGAAUUUCUUUGAUGUACCGACACUUGCCCGAACAAAUUCGUGCAUGCACGCAGUGGCGCGUUCGUGCGCAUAUACCCGUCCACAUUACAUGUUGCUGCAACGCUCGCAAACGUUUUGCGCAGUUCGGCGCGCGUAAUCUGGACGCAGCUUUAGAGUUAGGUACCUACUUAGGUACGUAAACAAGUUGUUGAGGACCAACAUUAAGUUUCUAUAGGUAGAUGACUAAUAUCUUGUUUUUUUUGGACUUUACUUAAUCCUAUUGUAAAAUUAAAGGGUAUAGGUACCAAGUGUAGGUAUAGAUCUUCUUUCCCCCGAUUGCAGUUUGUUUCAUUAUCGCGCCCGUUAUGAAAAUCCGCAUAAACGUAGUAAAAAUUCAAAUGAAAAUCGAUUAAAAUCAGCACAAAGGUGUAAAAUUACCUAAAAAUUAACAUGCAUCUUAAAAUAUGCAAGUUUAUACUGUAAAUGCAAAAAAUAUUAAAAUAUGCAAGAUAUGCAAAAAUAAAUUGGGUUUAAUCGCUUCAAAAUGUUGCAAAUCGAAAAUGUACAAAAUCUGGUACGAGUACAACCAAAAAUACACGAUAUGCAUUUUGCAUAUAUUCACAGCUUUAGUAAUAAUACUGCAUACAUUUUUCGAAAGCUUUGAAACAUUAUUAUGAAUUGUAGUUUUAAAAUGUUUUUUCGGUUGUAAUACUACACAAACCGCAUUGCAAUUUACAACAAACUAUAACGUGCAAGCUGUGAAGGCAGAGCACUAUAAUAUUUUACCAUGUGCGAAACACACACGCCGCUGAUCGGCGAGCUAGCUCUGUUAGCCAAAAAUGUAACAGCGUAGAGAGAUGUUCUUACUCAGGGUAGUAGGUAAGUGAAUUACAAGAUUGUGAUCACCACUGCUCAUAGAAAAUGUUCCAGUCAAAUCCCAGCCACCUAUACUUACUUUCGUGCUUCGAUAUUGAAAUUUUCCGGGCGCCACCCACUCCUAGGUAUUUUGUCUGCAUUUACUGGAAUUAGGAAGAGUAAUUGCAGCAUGUAAAGAGUCAACAAAUUGACCCACAAGACAAAUGAGUAUUUAUUAGUUGAAAGUAUGCCAAAUAAAAAUAAAAUCUCGUCAUGAACUGAGAAAACACACAAAACAUUCUAAAAUAAAUUAAAUCCCCUGAAACCCUGUGACACCUUGUACCACGUUGCAAUAACAAUUACAAACAAAUGAAAAUUAAAAGUUGACUAUGAGAUACCAAUAAUUUGCAGCCUGAGGUGUUGAAUAUUAAUUUGGUAACGAGCUCUUUACCUUACAGAAUGAUUACCUUGCAACAGUAAUUCUAAAUUGAAAGUUUAAAAUGGUCCUAAAGUUCAAGCAUACUAAUUAUGAGUCAUUUUUCCACUUACAUAUGUGGGUCAGAUACAUAAGUACAUAAAUUUAAGUUUUGAGACAAUAAGAAAAAUAAUAAUAAUACAAAAGGUACGUCACCGCUCCUGAUAAUGCGUGUCGUAAGUUCUGCAGGUUGUUCCCGGUGGUAUCGGCAAAUCUUCACAUGUAUCAAAGUUUGGUGUUCCGGUUAAAUUUCCUCCUACGCUGUACCUUUGGCUGCCCUUAAGAUGAUAACAAUUUACUGGAUGUGAACAGCACUGAUCGGCAGUAUAACGUUUAGGUCUCCGGAUUCUGAUGGAAUUAACCCAAAGGUAUAGGGUAGAUGCACCGGUUGUGGGCACUUUAAGAAAAUUUUUAACUUUAUUUAUCUUAAAUUCAUCUAUUGAGAGAAUUUUGUACAUUCAAACGGCAGACAUAACACCAAUAGAUAUUUUUGUCUAAAAAAUGAAUGCAUAUAUUGAAGUAUAUUGAUCAAAUAAUGUCAUAUUUAAUAAAAUAUCGGAAAAGAACAGUUUUGCUAGUUGUGGCCACCUAUUCACUAGUUGUGGCCAGAGACCGCACCGGUUGUGGCCAUCAUGUAGAAAUACAAAACAAAUACCUAGGUACUAAAUAAGUGCAAUAAUGAACAAGGUGUACUUAUUUAUUAAAAAUUAAAUUAAAAAAAUAUUCUUAGGCAAAUUUUAAAACAUAAACUUUAGAACAAAAAAAAAUAUAUACUUAGAGAGUUACAUAAAAAUUAUGAUAAAGAAUCCAUUUCAGGAACAGCACAUAUCCCUCUGGUAUUUAUUGGUUUAGGUUCAUUGAUUUUCAAAACUAAAUCUUGCUCCUUGUACCACAAGAGAUCUGGUGAAUCAGGCCAUUUCCAAUGUUUAACACCACUUCUUUUCAUCGCACAACAAUAACAUUCAUUGUUUUCUUUGUUUAAAAUCUUUGCUGGAUAUAGUUCACCUUCAUAUUUGACAAUCACAUAGCUUCCUACAUCUAAGGUAAUCACAUUAUUUUCUUCUUCACAAGUCUUUUGUUCUAUCACAGUAUUUGCAUUAGAAUCUUUGGUCUGUUUCUGUUCACUUUUGUCUUCAAUACUCUCCUUGGUUUCUUUUAUAAGUUCACCAUCUUUGGCAUCAUUUCCAUCUAAAAUUGUUUUUACUUCUGUCGUACUACACUCUAAAAGUUUUUUAUUGUUUUCAUUGCCUCUUUGAUUAUUAGGCACUUUCUUCUUUUUUUUUAGAUUUCUUCUUUUGUUCAUUGCGUCAGUCUUACUCUUUCUUUUUGCAGCCUUCUCGGCAGCUAAAUUUUCUUUAGAUUUUUCUUUUGCUUCAAAAAUUUCAAUCCAUUUAUCCGAGGUGACCACUGAAGGAAGGGGGAUCCUAUUUCUUUUUGAAUUUCCUGGAGAAUCAUCGGGCCAUGUUUUUAAAUCUUGAAGAACACCACUAACUGUCCGUUUUUUAAAGAGCUUUACAUCUUUAUCCGAGUCUUUAUCAUUGUUGGAUGUCUUCAUAGAAUUAUCACUUUUUUCUGAUGCUGUUUGUAUAACAAUAUUCUGUAAUAUAUUGAUUUUUUUAAGUUCUCAAUCCUUUUUCAAUACAUCAGUUUUGCAUUUUUCCAUCCUUUUCUAAUACGUGGCCACAACUGGUUUUCAUCCCCCAAUUGUGGCCACCAAAAGACCACAACUGGCGCAGAAGGCAUGUUUGAUGCUCCAGUUGUGACCACCAUUAAUUUAACCAUUUGUAGGUUAAAUAUCUAACCAAAAGUCUUGAAAUAACGUGGGAAAGUCCUUUGUAAAUCUAAUAUCAGCUACCUCGUAUGUCAAUACUUAUAUUUGUACACAGAAUGAAACAUUUACUUACCACGAGUUCCUUAACAAAACGUCUAAGCAAUGCACAACACACCCGUUUCACGUGAGAAAAUAGACUGGCUAGACCAUAUUAUAACUGACAAAUCGAAUCAAAUGCGCAGGCGUCAUCCAGAAUACAAUAAACAUUCAAACUUCAUUUAAUUCUAUUGGUUAAUUUGAACGGGGCCGUUAAUAUUUAAGAUACAUUUCGCGGUUGGCCACAAUUGGUGCCAUGGCCACAACAGGAGCAUCUACCCUAUCGAGGAUGGUGAAAUUGAUACGUGAACUGAUAUUCGGAUGUGGGGGUGUUACGUGAACUCUAAAAAGCAAUCUCCUAAUCCGAGAGAGUAACACAAAUCAAAACAAAACUGGAUACAUCCCAACGAUCAUUCGAAUCGGCUCAUAUGGUCGGUACGUGUUCCCCUACAAUAACUUACGAAUUUGAAUGGCUUAAUUCCUUAUCAAAAUUCCUUUGCGGAUGAAAUUUCCCUGACAAAUAACAACAAGUGGUCGGUUCAAUAUAAUUAGUCGAUUGAGUAAAGAUGCUUUCGCCAAUUAUAACAUCAAGACGACAACGGGAAACUAAAAUAAGCACACAAACUCGGGAAGUUUUCGCGACCGCUUCUCUAUGCAAGUGAUUUAAGACGCCUCUUCUUUCGGAGAUUUUUCCAAGUGAAGCUACGGAUUAUUAUCUUUGACGAAUAGUAGAGCCGUAUUUGAUACAUGACCAUAUAAGGUAAUUUCUAAUGAUGAACACCAAUCAAAACAAUAAAAUGUCCUCUAACGACAAUAAACUAAUUACAUCGGAGAGGGACAAACGCAGAAAUGCAAAAGUAACUAGAAAUUGGUCGCAUUCAACGACUCGAGAUAAUUUAGAAAAAAUAUACAGGUGGAAAUUGAAGUAUAUACGAAAAAUGUUAUCCUCAAUUUAAAACUGUUACAAAACAUUAAGCUAUUGAGCAAAUUCGGAACAACGGAAUUAACUAUACUCGUAUUAUUAAACGGCACAGUUCACUAAAACGGUUGCUGUCCUCCGAUCCGAGUGAAACAAUUAACGGUUCUAUAAGUGUAUCCAUUAGACCGUCCGAUCUACACACGAUUGUCCAUCAAAAUUUUGAUAAAUUUUAAUCAAUAAUGCUUAAAAGAUAGCCGCAUUCAGCUCUUUAUGGUAAUCAGCGGUUUUCUUUCCUUCAAAAAGGAGCAGUCCAUCAUCUACGAGACCGUUUUCGGAUCCUACAUGUAAAAUAAUUACACGAUUUUCCUUUCCGGAAGAUUCGAUCGGAGUAUUCCAACGACUGGCACUCGCGAAACAUCAACCGAAAUUGCUGUCUGUGUCGCAGCCGCUGCUGGUAGUCUCUGACCGAAUCGUCAGAGAUCGGGAAGAGAGUUCGCCAAACAUUAUCCUCAUUAUCUGGCGAAUUCGAUGUUCGUUCGGGCCGCUGUUGGAUCGUGGGUAGAUUAACUCGGGGAUGUCAUCGAAGAAUGCCGCCUAGUAACAUAGAGCUGCCAGGGGCGACACUCCAAAAACAUUCUUCUUUACGUCAUCGAACCAGCGCAGCGGCUCACGAGUUGCCGGAACUUUUCCCUCGGCUCGGUCCCUACAACACUCCUGAAGAACCCUUCAGUCUAUUGUUGAAAUUCCAUAUUUGAUUCGCGACUUCGUCCACGUGGGCGAGGGUAUUUUUGGGAUUUAUUUGAUUAUUUCUGUGAAAUUUGAUUAAUUUCUUGGAAUUUGGACUUAAUUCAUUAAAAAUUGAUGUGAUUUUGAGCUUUAUUGGCAUUUGAUUUAAUUGAUGACGUCAUCAAUUAAAUUGAUUACUGUUUAAUUAAUUUAAUCUGCGGGUCGAUUAAUUUAAUUGGCUGUUUGGUGUCUGGGAAUUUCCGUUGAUUAAUUUGAUUCGCGGCUUAAUUAAUUUAAUUCGCGGUUUUGAUUAAUUCGCCGAAUAAUAAAAAUAAUUACACGUAUGUAAUGAGUAAUUACCCUUUAUUCUACAACAAAAUUGCGGAUGGCGGGAAAUUCAAAAAUAAGAAGUGCAAUUUAAAAAUAUUGUAUGACGUCAUACACCUGCACUAUCUCUCUCUUACUCAUUGCGUCUAUCUUUUCUCACCUCGCUAUUCUUAAAUAGAAAUUAGAAAUGAGCAAAACAAGUUCUAAUUAUAUUUAUUAUCAAAUGUGCAGCAUGUAGAAAUAAAUGAAAAAAAACAUUACAAGCACACUCGAAAAUUACAAUUUAAAAUAUACAAUACAAACCCGUUUCCGCACCACCCAGGAGGUAGAGUUAAUGGCGCGUUUUUUUUUAUCGUGGUUUCCCCAGGAGGCCUAGUCCACGGACGUAUUUACAACUUAAAACUAAAUAAUUACACGAACUAUUUACACUACACUAUGGAGAAAAACAAUUAAAAAAUAUUGUUAUAUGGGUCGUACAGCGCACUAACAUCUCGUUCACCACGGUGGAACACUCAUUUAUCGUUAAACGGGCGGAAGCACACACUGGUUCAAAGUUGGUCAUUGGAACAGUUAAACGCAUUUGCCGUAUGUCAGCAAUAAAACGCCUUUGCGCCUCUUUCAAUGCUCGCAGGGAGCUUUUGAGCCGUUUCGGAAGAGCUGCGAACGGCACUUUUUCGCGGAGUAGCCUUUUCGAAGCGAUGCUCUGCAGGGUAUCGAUUUCGCUCGGCUGAAAAGGGAGAGCUCCAGACUCCAUGGACGUCAAUUGUAGAAAAAUAUGAUCUACGUAAACAGAAAUCUUGUGGUUUGAGUGGUGAAUUGUAGGAUGAGAUGUUUCAAUGCUGCAUAACUUGGUACCAAUUGUUAAUUCUACAUAAAACAAUAAAUACUGUAACCGUUAAUUUUCUAUAUUUUCUCCAGUCAAUAGGUUGUGAUGUACCCAAGUCGACAAAUCUGGAGAAUGAGAGGUAACAUUGGAUAACGCUAAACACACACGCCGCCGAAGUCUCUUACAUAAAGUGCACAAAAUAAACAUCAUUAAUUAGCCAGACCUCCUCCAAUCUAGCAGGUAUCUAAGAUCCUGGAUACGGUAACCUUAGACUAAAGUUGUCGUUCGAGAUACAUGCCGCUAAGUAUCUUUAUCACUCCGGCAUAUACCUCUGCAAGGGCGAAACGGUUAAUUACACUCAAAAAAGGCUGAUUCGUACACAAAGAAUUGAA
Molecule: messenger RNA, 8159 nt
Organism: Photinus pyralis (common eastern firefly)
Lineage: Eukaryota; Metazoa; Arthropoda; Insecta; Coleoptera; Lampyridae
Exons: 2
Coding region: 31-1278 (415 amino acids)
Source: RefSeq, a predicted model, not a curated record